Messenger RNA from Sebastes umbrosus (honeycomb rockfish), 3510 nucleotides. It is a transcript of the gene dtx2, whose product is annotated as deltex 2, E3 ubiquitin ligase. Gene Ontology annotation, biological process: Notch signaling pathway; protein ubiquitination. Gene Ontology annotation, cellular component: nucleoplasm. The record is from RefSeq and is a predicted model, not a curated record. Lineage: Eukaryota; Metazoa; Chordata; Actinopteri; Perciformes; Sebastidae. The transcript is spliced from 9 exons. The coding region runs from base 282 to 2282 and encodes 666 amino acids. Gene Ontology annotation, molecular function: zinc ion binding; ubiquitin protein ligase activity.
CGCUGCUGUCUGUCACUAAGCUAGCUAACGUUAUCCUGCUAAAGCUGCUCUGAAUCAGCUCCAGCUUUUGUCAACAACAUGCAUUUAAAUGUAAACUACGGCAGUCUACCGCUUAAUCUCUCCUCCUUAGCUUCUUCUAAAGCUUGUUAACAACAUUCACCAUGGGAUCGUUUAACGAGCCGAGCUAGCAGACCGUUUUAUUCCGUCGUUUAACAGCCAGAUAGCUGAGAAGAAGGAGUUGUUGUUAGCUUAGCUUAAAGCUAGCUCUGGUUCUGGUGAAUAUGGCGAUCGUGUCUGGCUCCUGUGCCCGGGUCAACGGCUCUAGAAACGGGCCAUCAGUGUCAGCUACACCGUCUGGUUCUGUUGGACAGUCUCAGCCCAUGAUAGCGGUGUGGGAAUGGCAGGAUGAUCUGGGCUACUGGCGGCCUUACAGCGGCCAGGUGAGCGGCCACAUAGAGCGGUGUUUGUUGUUGUCACCGCGGGGCCAGAGAGGAGGAGGAGGACCAGGAGGACCAGGAGGACCAGCCGGCUCUACCAGCAUCUGCCUCGGACAAUCAGACCCCAGCCUGGCGCCUUAUCUCAUCGACAUACCGAGCCUGAAGCAGUUCAGACAGGACACAGGAAAGACGCGGUCAGUACGUCGGUCCCUGUUUGCUCAGUCCUCAGGCCUGGGCAGCGGUGUUUACUGGGAGUGGAUCAACGAUGAAGGAGGAUGGACUCCGUACGAGACUCGAACCUCUAUCCUUUUGGAGCACAGCUAUCAGGCCCGCCAAGGCACGGCAGACUUGGGCCCGCACGGAUACAAUUACAUAGUGGAUCUCACGUCUCUGGCUCAAGUCAACAAAGCGACGGGCUUCAGACGGCAGGUCCGACGGCAGUGUAACCUCCCGUACCCGCUGGCGUCCGCCGGCCCCCCGGCCAUCCCCUCGGGCCCUGCCUGCUCCUGCCAGCAGUGUUUGAGCAACAGCAGCACAGGACCCAUGCCCAGCCGUUCACGACAUUCCUUUUCAUCAGGCAAUCUGAACCGCCCCAGUCUUCAAGCGACAGGAAGGGCUGUAGCGGCUCACCCCACUUCUGUCUACUCGCCGUACCCCAGGAGACCCCUCUCUGUGGGGGGAAUGUCCUGGGGCAGCCCCUGGCCUCCUCCUCCGCCUUCUGGUAGUCAACUGUCUGCACCGCUUCUGACCAGCUCUGCCAGUGCCAAUGGGUUAAGUGUUCCUUCCAUCUCUGUGCAGCUGAAUGGAUCCACCAGUGUGAGCUCUGCCCUGGCAGGCAUGGCCUCCAUUUUGAUGUCAGCAGUUGGACUCGGCGUGCACUUCACCACUGCCCCCCUCCCUCAGCAGCAGCUACAGCAGCAGCAGCAGCAGCUACAACAGCAGCAGCAGCAGCAGCAGCAGCAGCAGCAGCAACCUGCUCCUUUCUCGCUUCCUCCUCCUCUCCUCCCCCCAGCCAGCAGGCCCAGCAAGCCCCACAGCAGCAGCAGCAGCAGCAGCAGUUCAGUUAGGAGAGCAAAGAGGCAGCACAGGAGAGCCUCCGCUCAGAGACCUGAGGAGGUGAUUCAGCGCUACAUGGAGGUAGUCGCCGGAGUACAGGAUGAGGACUGCAUUAUCUGCAUGGAUCAACUGUCCAACGCAUCCGGCUACGAGACCCAGUCCACAGAGGAGGGAGGCCAGAGCAUCCUGCCAGACGUUGUGGGGAAAUUCAUCAAAUGUGGACACACCCUGCACAUGCUCUGCAUGCUGGCCAUGUACAACAACGGAACAAAGGACGGCAGUCUGCAGUGCCCCUCGUGUAAGACAAUCUACGGAGAGAAGACCGGCACCCAGCCCAAAGGCAAGAUGGAAAUUUACAGCAUCGCCCAGUCGCUGCCAGGCCACCCAGACUGUGGCACCAUCCACAUCAUCUACAGCAUACCUCCUGGCUUACAGGGCCCGGAGCAUCCCAACCCAGGACAGCCGUACACCUGUAGAGGCUUCCCUCGCUUCUGUUUUCUACCGGACAACGACAAGGGCAGGAAGGUGCUAGAGCUGCUGAAGGUGGCGUGGAUGCGACGCCUCAUCUUCACCGUGGGAACGUCCAGCACCACCGGAGAGCCCGACACGGUGGUGUGGAACGGCAUCCACCACAAAACCGAGAUGAUGUCCAACUUGUCGGGCCACGGCUACCCCGACCCCAACUAUCUGGACAAUGUUCUGUCGGAGUUGGCCUCUACGGGCGUGACAGAGGACUGCUUCAAACCUCCAGGAAUCGGCGGAGGCGGCGGCGUUGGCGGUAGCAGCUAGGUCACAGCUCUGAGCUUCACACACUUCCACUCACUGAUUAAAACCCACCUCUGUGGCCAGGUGGACCUUCUGCAACCUCUCUCUGUUCUUAAGUUAAUCCAGCAUCUGCCCAAACCUCAUUGAGUGAGCGAACGGGGGAGAAGUGAGCUGAACAAAAGGUCUCUGGAAGAAACGCGACGUGGCUGUACGCUCCACUACAUUCCUGCUCAUCACAUAUUCCUGGAGACUGAAGUUCAGCGUGUGAGACUCCUCACACUCCGAGCCUCUUUUCAAACCUCCACAAACUGGAGAUUGUGUUUUUACUUUGUUUGUUUUUUUGUGUUUCCAUAAAGAGCCUCAUCUGUAUCCCCCUUGUCCAGUUGCCAUGAAAAUGGCAGCUCACAUUGGGGAUAGAAAUCUCUCUCAUUAAGCACUUUAGUUCUGACAGUGCAUUUAGCUAACGUGUGAUUUCCCGGUAAAGGGCAGUGAACUUUGUUUUGAAAUUGGGAAGUUAUGCAAUUAAAAGUGUUUCUGCUGAAAAACCCUUUGUGUUAAGCACAAAGACAAAAUGAAACUUCUAGUAGCAAAGUGAGUAUAUAUUAGCCUAUUUGAUGAGAAGAGGAGAAACUGAUGUAAAUUUGAAAAAAAAAACAUGAAUGAAACAAAAAAAUACUGUAAAAAUGCCAGUCAAGGAGAAUAAAGUUGUGUAUUUUUGAACGUUUUAACACUACUUCUGAUUUGACCAUCUGUUGUGAUAUUUUACUCCCUAACCUAAUUUGAUAAGCAGAUGUCUAAUGCACUCACACGGUGAUUCUUCAUGUUUUGAUUGCAGUAACUGUGCCCGCGGGCAUUCUUCUGCAGGCAUUGUUUUCGUCACUUAGUAUGUUUCAGUUUGUGUGAAGGGACAAGGUUACGCCGUAUAUAGCUUGACGACCUCAAACCUUUUGUCCAAACAGAUGGGAAGGACCGCUGAGAUUAAAAAAAAUAAAGAAAAAAAAUUAAAAAUGCUCCGGCUAAGAAAAUUCUACAGAGUGACAAUCAAGGUCAUCGAACUCGUCUUGAUUAAACAAGACACGUGAAGCCGCGGCGAGCAUGUUAAUGUUCCCGCCGGCUGCAAACUCACCUCCUGUAUUCACAUGCAUUAUUGUGCUCACAGUACUGCAGUACAGAUGCUGAACUGAGUCUUGACAUGUAUACAAGCAAAACUGAAAACAAAAGUCUCUGCAAUAAAGAAAUAAGGCAAAAUGAA